Callithrix jacchus (white-tufted-ear marmoset) is the source of this 1888-nucleotide messenger RNA. Its product is annotated as olfactory receptor 4N5. Gene Ontology annotation, molecular function: olfactory receptor activity; G protein-coupled receptor activity. The record is from RefSeq and is a predicted model, not a curated record. NCBI's taxonomy places the organism in Eukaryota, Metazoa, Chordata, Mammalia, Primates, Cebidae. Gene Ontology annotation, cellular component: membrane. Gene Ontology annotation, biological process: G protein-coupled receptor signaling pathway.
UUUGUACAGAGGAAGGCCCAUCUGAUGCAUAUCUGUCCUCCAUCACUGAUGAAUGCAAUUUGGGAAUUACCGGGACAGAAGAGUUAGAAAAGAUGGAAACAGAGAAUCUCACAGUGGUGACAGAAUUCAUCCUUCUUGGUCUGACCCAGUCUCGAGAUAUUCAACUUCUGGUCUUUGUGCUAGUCUUAAUUUUCUACCUCAUUAUCCUCCCUGGAAAUUUUCUCAUCAUGUUCACCAUAAGGUCAGACCCAGGGCUCACAGCCCCCCUCUAUUUCUUUCUGGGCAACUUGGCCUUUCUGGAUGCAUCCUACUCUUUCAUUGUGGUUCCCAGGAUGCUGGUGGACUUCCUCUCUGAGAAGAAGGUAAUCUCCUACAGAGGCUGCAUCACUCAGCUCUUUUUCUUGCAUUUUCUUGGAGCUGGAGAGAUGUUCCUUCUUGUUGUGAUGGCUUUUGACCGCUAUAUCGCCAUCUGCCGGCCUUUACGCUAUUCAACUAUCAUGAACCCUAGAGCCUGCUAUGCAUUACUUUUGGCUCUGUGGCUUGGGGGCUUUACCCAUUCCAUUGUACAAGUAGCCCUUAUCCUGCACUUGCCUUUCUGUGGCCCAAACCAGCUCGAUAACUUCUUCUGUGAUGUUCCACAGGUCAUCAAGCUGGCCUGCACUGAUACCGUUGUGGUGGAGCUUCUGAUGGUCUCCAACAGUGGUCUGCUCAGCCUCUUGUGCUUCUUGGGUCUUCUGGCCUCCUAUGCAGUCAUCCUCUGUCGUAUAAGGAAGCACUCCUCUGAAGGAAAAAACAAGGCUAUCUCCACAUGCAGCACCCAUAUUAUCAUUGUAUUUCUCAUGUUUGGACCUGCUAUUUUCAUCUACACUCGUCCCUUCCAGGCUUUCCCAGCUGACAAGGUAGUUUCUCUUUUCCAUACAGUCAUCUUUCCUUUGAUGAACCCUGUUAUUUAUACACUUCGCAACCAGGAAGUGAAAGCGUCCAUGAGGAAGUUGUUAAGUCAACAUAUGGUUUGCUGAACAGAAGAAUGAGAAAAGCAAGAAAGGAGAAAGUCCAGUUGAAUUUAGCUAAAUCAUUAUUAUCUCAUUAAUGCAUUAAAUUAGUCAUUUAGCAAAUAUUAUAAUUAUUAAGCACUUCCCAUUUUCAGGCACUAUUCUAGGCACAUGAAUGAGAUAGGUAAAAUUCCAGGUCUCUUAGAUUUACAUUCAAGGGGAAAAAUACAAGUUAAACUUUUAAAUUUUAAAAACAACUAUAGUGUCAGAAAGAAACAGUGUUCUGUAGCAAGCAAAAAGUGGUAUUAUGCUACUGAUUAUCUGGGGAGGUGGUAAUUACUUUCUUUACUUUUGGUUGACAAGUCAGGUCUCGAGUGGUGUUUAGCUGAUACCAAGAUGAUUUGAAAGUAACAACCAUGUAAUUAUCCGGGGACAGAAAUUCUAGGCAAGAAGGAUGACUAGAACAAGAAUCCAAAGAUCUUAUGAGCUUGUUAUAUUUGAUGACCUUAAAAAUGAAGAGUAGUUGUACUUAGUUAGUGAAUGUGAAAAUGGCACUAAUUGAAGUCGAAGAGUUUGGUAGGGGCAAAAUUAUGCAGAGCAUUUUCAUCGAUAAGUUCAAUUUAUUCAGAUUUCAAAAGGAGAUUCUUGAAAGACAAGCAGCAGAGUAACUCUCUAAUGUUUCCUAUUUUACUUAAGGGAAGAUCUUCGAGAUUCUGAUUACAGAAGUAUGAGUAGUAAAAUAUCAUUAAGUAGAAAGUACAUGCUGCUAAGUAUUUUUUAUGUAUGUCAACACUUAAAAGAUCUAAUUAUUUUUUCUAAUUUGAUAGAGAGAAAAAAUAAAAGCUGUUAUAUUGUACUGGAAACUGUCAAAAGACAAUCUAACUAUAUAUUUUGAA